Molecule: messenger RNA, 768 nt
Organism: Spinacia oleracea (spinach)
Lineage: Eukaryota; Viridiplantae; Streptophyta; Magnoliopsida; Caryophyllales; Amaranthaceae
Product: DNA damage-inducible protein 1-like
Exons: 1
Coding region: 1-768 (255 amino acids)
Biological process (GO): proteolysis
Molecular function (GO): aspartic-type endopeptidase activity
Source: RefSeq, a predicted model, not a curated record
AUGGGGGAGGAGGUUCACAGAAAUCCUGGUCAUCAUCUUCCGUAUCAACAAAGGUCCAAGAUCAGCACGCCCUCGGGAAACAUUAGUAGACUUAACUGUUUGCUAUGUCGAGACCCACACAAAUGGUGGGAGUGCAAACACAAAGGGGAGAUCGACAACCUACAGAGGAAGUUGUCGGCCAUGUCCGUGGAGGAAACCCCAAAAGAGACAGAAGAAGAAGCAUGCAAUGAAGACGACGAACCCCGCAGAAUGAGUUCCGUCUACAUGAUGUAUGUAAUGGGGAAAGAGGCCCCGGAGACAAGAGAGGAAUCCACAAACAUGAUGUAUGUGGACCUCGUGAUAAAUGGGAGGAAUGCUAGAGCUAUGGUAGACACCGGCGCCUCCCACAACUUUGUGACCGAAGCAGAAGCCCGAAGAUUGGGGUCAGUGCUCAAGAAAGGAGGCGGUAGCAUGAAAUUCGUCAACUCCAAAGCCAAGCCGAUUCUCGGUGUGGCAGAACAGGUGGAAGCAAAGUUGGGAGACUAUGAAGGAAAAAUGAACUUCACUGCCGUCAAAAUGGACGACUUCAAUCUUGUACUUGGAUUGGAGUUCCUCCGCUCCAGCAAAGCAGUUAUAAUGCCUCACUUGAAUUCUUUGCUUGUAGCAGGUGGACAAACUUGUCUUGUUCGAAGUACAGGUACUCCCACGAAGACAAAAGAGAAGGGCCGACUCCUUUUGGCAAUGCGAGUUAUGGAGCCACUCAGAAAGGCGACAUCCCAGAUACACUAG